Molecule: messenger RNA, 645 nt
Organism: Enterobius vermicularis (human pinworm)
Lineage: Eukaryota; Metazoa; Nematoda; Chromadorea; Rhabditida; Oxyuridae
Source: the annotation of a GenBank genome assembly
AUGCCACGUUGGGUCAGGUUUGCAAUAAACGGGGCAAUAGAACUAAAUUUUAAACUCAGGAGAGCCGUGAAGAAUUGGGUUUUAAUGAACCCAAGGGAAGAUGAUGAGACUGCUUUUUCUGAGCGUGGUCGGCCUUGCUUAAUACGUGUGAUUGAUGCAAUCAGUGAUCUUGUUAGCAACGACUUGAGUCGUCGCAACUGUGCAGCUCUUACUCUUGGUAGAGUAACUGCCCUCUCAGAUGAAUGCGGUCUUUAUGUGUACAAGAAUCAUGGUCUGUCAUUUUUACUAGAUGCUUUGGAUUCUUCUAAUAGAGGCGUGCACGAAAGUGUUGUUGCUAGACAUCUUCUUUUUUGCCUUCAUAAUAUUUUAAAAAUCAAAGCUGUUCAGCACAGCAUCAGAGAGGAUGAGGAACAAAUUACCGAUUUGGUGAAGAGCUGUUUUCAUUAUUUUUUUGCCUAUUAUAAGGUGCACGAUGCAGUGUACAAUUCAGCGAGAUGCCUUAUUAUUAUCGCUGAUAUUAGUCCAGUAGCGAAGAAGUUUGCCGGUGCCAGUUAUUAUAUUAGUGAAGCACUUCGGAAGUUCAGUGGCGUGAAGGAGCUGUGUGAUGUUUUAGCCAUAAUGCAGAACGUUUAUUUAAGCAAGUGA